AUGUCAAAGCAGUUCAAACAUACCACGUCAGAGAGACGUUCGUCUAUCAUUUACUCGAACAGCAGCGGUAAAGGCGGGCUGUUCACGCCAACGGAUUACAUUCCGAUGUCAGCUCCACUGAACGAGGAUCUGGAAGGCCCAGGGGAGGAAGACGGAGGAUAUGAGUCGUUGCUUCAUACCAACAACUCCCGUACGCUCCAGGCGGAGAGUCAGAUGUACGGCGCAGUGGAGGCGCCAGGCACCGGAGAACGUGCAAGAAGGAACUCGCUACCAAAAGAUCUCAUAGAGGAAGAGCGCGAUCUGCUCAUCGACAACAAACUCCUCAACGAGGACGACGUGCCCCAGCCACUCCCAGACCAACGAGAGGAAGAUGAAAUCAUGCAAACAUGGGAGCAGGCCAUCCACUCCGGUAAACCCAUCAUGACCACAUACAAGCGAGAGGUGCAAGUGAUAGUCAAGAAUGCGAUUCCGCUCGUAUUUACAUUUAUUUUGCAGAACUCUUUGUCGCUCGCUUCUGUGUUCUCGAUUUCGCACCUAGGUACCAAAGAACUUGGAGGAAUUACGCUAGGCUCCAUGACCGCCAAUAUUACGGGGUUUGCAGCCAUCCAAGGUCUGUGCACUUGCUUAGAUACCCUAUGCUCUCAAGCGUACGGUGCGAAGAACUACCGCCUCGUGGGUAUUCUAUUGCAACGUUGUGCCGUUAUCACCAUUAUUUUUUUCCUACCAAUACUGAUCGCGUGGUGGUUCUGGUCUGAAGCCAUUCUAAGCGCAGUCAUUCCUGAGAGAGAACUUUGCCGCCUAGCUGCUAACUACUUAAGAAUUGUGGCCCUGGGGGUGCCUGGUUUCAUUUUGUUCGAGUGUGGUAAGAGAUUUUUACAAUGCCAAGGUAUUUUCCAUGCAUCGACGAUUGUGCUUUUGUUCUGUGCUCCCUUCAAUGCUCUAAUGAAUUAUUUGCUAGUUUGGGACAAAAGAAUCGGUAUUGGGUACUUGGGUGCACCAAUAAGUGUUGCUCUCAAUUAUUGGUUGAUGGCUCUUGGUCUCCUGAUGUACACCAUAUUCACCAAACACGAAGCCAACCCACGUAAGUGCUGGAAUGGGAUCAUCUCACCUGAGCAAGUGUUUAAAAACUGGAAGAAAAUGUUUAGUCUAGCAUUACCAGGGAUAAUCAUGGUGGAAGCUGAGUUUGUUGGAUUUGAAGUCUUGACCAUUUUCGCCUCCCAUCUAGGUACAGCUGAAUUAGGUGCCCAAUCUAUCAUCUCUACUAUUGCAUCCCUUGCUUAUCAGAUACCAUUUUCCAUUUCCAUCGCUACAAGUACUCGUGUGGCUAAUUUUAUUGGAGCGUCUUUGUACCAAAGCUGCGUUAUAACGUGCAAAAUCGCGUUAUCUCUCUCAUUUUUGGUCAGUUGUUUGAACAUGUCCGUAAUUUACUCCUUCAGAUAUCAGUUGGCCAGUGCUUUCUCCAAAGAAGCAGAUGUAGUAUCUUUGGUAGCUGGCGCUUUACCCAUUUUGGCAUUGAUGCAAAUUUUUGACGCCUUCAACGCAUGCACCGCAGGUUGUCUCCGUGGCCAAGGUCAGCAAAAGGUUGGAGGAUACAUCAACGUUUUUGCGUUCUAUUGCAUAGGUAUACCCAUGUCAUAUUUCCUUACAUUUUCGUGCGACUUAGGCAUAGCCGGCCUGUGGUAUGGUAUUACAAGCGGAUUAAUAUUUAUGAGCAUUUUCCAAAGUUACGCAGUUUUCGCAUGCGAUUGGAAUAAAAUAAUGUACGCUGCUAAACUCAGAACAUCAGAAGAUAACAGAGUUUAA
Messenger RNA from Lachancea fermentati, 1803 nucleotides. The record is from the annotation of a GenBank genome assembly. NCBI's taxonomy places the organism in Eukaryota, Fungi, Ascomycota, Saccharomycetes, Saccharomycetales, Saccharomycetaceae.